Cynara cardunculus var. scolymus (artichoke) is the source of this 2055-nucleotide messenger RNA. Its product is annotated as probable leucine-rich repeat receptor-like serine/threonine-protein kinase At3g14840. The record is from RefSeq and is a predicted model, not a curated record. Lineage: Eukaryota; Viridiplantae; Streptophyta; Magnoliopsida; Asterales; Asteraceae. The coding region runs from base 16 to 2055 and encodes 679 amino acids. The transcript is spliced from 8 exons. Gene Ontology annotation, molecular function: protein kinase activity; ATP binding. Gene Ontology annotation, biological process: protein phosphorylation.
GUAAGUUUCUGUGCCAUGAAUUAUUUUAUCCGAAUCAAGAUUUUGCAAUGCUCGUUUCCGUGUGUCACGCUCUUUCUUUUAUUUUACUUUAGUAGCGGCGAACAGGUCUCAUGCUUACGGGAUUUUGUUUGUGCAAGAAAUUCAACCUCCUGGUAUGUCAACUGUGGUGGAGUAGAGCAACUGGAGGAUGGAAAAGUAUAUGAAGCUGACGUGGAACCAGGUGGUGCUACAUUUUUCUCUAUGGCUGAUAGGCCAUGGCGAUUUAGCAAUACUGGUCACUUCCUGGAUAAUGGUGGCGACGACACUUAUGUUUUGGAAAAUACUUCUAGGGUGGUAAACAACUCUAAAUUGUACAAAAGUGCACGAACCUCAGCCUUAUCUUUGACAUAUUAUGGUUCGUGCAUGCAUAAUGGAAGCUACACCGUAAGCCUUCAUUUUGCCGAGAUCCGUUUUACUGAUAAUGGAACAUUUAGCAGCCUUGGUCGACGUGUAUUUGAUAUCUAUAUUCAGGUACCUUCUCAUAGAUAUAUCUUAUAUUGUGAUGUAGGUUUCAGUUCAAUUGUUUUUGGCAGCUUAAUUGCUCAUCAUAAAUGGUUGGUACUGUGUCAGGGGGUGCUGGUGGAGAAGGAUUUUGACAUCAGUGGAAAAGCAGGUGGAGUUGGGAUAGCAAUUGUGAAAAAUUAUACUGUAUAUGUUACAACUAGUUUGGAAAUCCGACUCUAUUGGGCUGGAAAAGGAACACUCAAUAUCCCAAAUCGAGGAGUAUAUGGUCCUCUUAUUUCAGCUAUUUCUGUGAAUCCAAAUUUUUCGGUUCAACUCGAAGAUGGAAAUGGUGUGUCUGGAGGGAUUGUGGUUGGAAUUGUGGUUGGAGCAGUUUGCAUCAUCCUCCUAAUUCUAGGAGUUCUAUGGUGGUGGGGUUAUUUACGGCACAGAGAUACCAUGGACUUAGAGUUGACUGGCGUAACUGGUUCAUUUACGUUGCGGCAAAUUAAAGCUGCAACGAACAAUUUCGAUGUUGCUAAUAAGAUCGGAGAAGGUGGUUUUGGCUCUGUUUACAAGGGUGUAUUGCCAGAUGGCACCUUAAUAGCUGUGAAACAGCUUUCUUCCAAAUCAAGACAAGGAAAUAGGGAGUUCUUGAAUGAAUUAGGCAUGAUAUCUGCUUUGCAACACCCGCAUCUGGUUAAGCUGCAUGGAUGUUGUAUCGAAGGAAACCAAUUAUUGCUAGCGUAUGAAUACAUGGAAAACAACAGUCUUGCCCGUGCUUUGUUUGGGACUGAAAAAUGGCAGUUGGAACUUGAUUGGCCAACAAGAUACAGGAUCUGCAUUGGUAUAGCGAGAGGGAUGUUUUUUCUGCAUGAAGAAUCAAGAUUAAAGAUUGUGCACAGAGACAUCAAAGCAACCAACGUGCUGCUCGAUAAGGAUUUAAACGCCAAGAUUUCUGAUUUUGGUUUGGCUAAGCUUGAUGAAGAGGACAAUACCCAUAUAAGCACCCGUAUUGCUGGAACUUAUGGAUAUAUGGCUCCUGAAUACGCAUUGCGUGGUUACCUCACGGAUAAAGCCGAUGUCUAUAGCUAUGGCAUCGUUCUUUUAGAGAUCGUUAGCGGGAUGGCCAACACUGUUGACAGGACAAAGGAGAACCAUUUUGUUCUUCUUGAUCGGGCCGUUGCUUUAAAAAACGAGGGUAAUUUGAUGGAGCUAGUUGAUCCAAGGCUGGGUACAGACUACGACGUCCAAGAAAUGAUGGUGGUUAUAAAUCUCGCUCUAUUAUGCACUACGAUCUCCCCAACAGACAGGCCUGCGAUGUCAGCAGUCGUUAGCAUGCUCGAAGAAAGAACAGUUACACAGGAAUUUGUUGUUGAACAAAGCGUCUCGAUGACUGAAAUGAAUUGCGAGAAAAAGAUGAAGCAACUUGUGGAUAUGAAGGAGAGCGAAAUCGAAGAAAUGUCGAUCCUGUGCACUGAUUCGACAACUUCUGCUACCGAUCUGUACCCUGCCGAUGGUUUCAGUGAUUAUCUUCAUAAGAGAGAAGGCGACGGGAAGAGCAUGUUAUCUUAG